ACCAGAUUGGAUGCCACUUUACCCCGGUGAUUGAAUAGGGCGCUACCUUCGCCGGCAAAAGUAAACAAUGACGGCUCCGGAUUGGCAAUGGGAGAACGCCGUCGCUGGCUCCGUCGCCGGACUUGCUACCGUCACGUUUUCUCAUCCCCUUGAUGUCGUCCGCACUAGAUUCCAAGUUAAUGAUGGUCGGAACCCUAACCUUCCGACCUACAAAAACACUCCUCAUGCUCUCUUCACCAUUGCUCGAUCAGAGGGUCUUAGAGGGCUGUAUGCUGGCUUUUAUCCUGCAGUGCUAGGCUCAACUAUCUCAUGGGGUCUAUACUUCUUCUUCUAUAACAGUGCCAAACAACGGUAUAUGAAAAGUCAAGAUGAGGCAAAUGCGCGUAUUCAUCUUGCUUCAGCUGCAGAAGCAGGUGGGCUGGUGUGUCUUCUUACCAAUCCUGUUUGGGUUGUGAAAACAAGAUUACAACUUCAGACUCCGCAGCAUCAUGGACGUCCAUAUUCUGGUUUUAGUGAUGCUUUGAAAACAAUACUAAAAGAUGAAGGAUGGAGGGCAUUAUACAAAGGGCUUUUACCUGGACUUUUUCUGGUUGCUCAUGGUGCCAUUCAAUUUACAGCAUAUGAAGAAUUUCGUAAAAUUAUAGUCGAUUAUAGGCAUAAACAGAACCCCUCGAUUGAUAGAAGUUCUGAUUUAUUGACAACUAUUGAUUAUGCAACUUUAGGAGCUUCUUCUAAACUGGCGGCCAUCCUUGUAACAUAUCCGUUCCAGGUCAUUCGUGCGCGCCUGCAGCAACGGCCUAGUACAGACGGGGUUCCAAGAUAUAUAAAUAUCCGGCAUGCCAUGGAGAGAACUGCUCGGUUAGAGGGUGUAAAAGGUUUUUACAGAGGCAUUACACCAAAUCUGUUGAAAAAUCUUCCUGCAGCAUCAAUAACUUUCAUUGUGUACGAAAAUGUUUUGAAUUUGCUACAACGUACGAGGAGGAAGGACUAAUUAUUUAAGGAAAUUUUAGUGAUUGUAUCAUGUCUAACAUAACCUUUCUUGAUCUGAAAGCAACCAUUUAGUUUCAGUAUACGUAUGAUUGUAUGAACAUGCAAGCAGAUUUUACUUGAUUAGUAAAUUUAGUGCAUUUUUUUUCAAUAAA
Messenger RNA from Helianthus annuus (common sunflower), 1142 nucleotides. Its product is annotated as folate transporter 1, chloroplastic. The record is from RefSeq and is a predicted model, not a curated record. Gene Ontology annotation, biological process: folate import into mitochondrion; nucleotide transport. NCBI's taxonomy places the organism in Eukaryota, Viridiplantae, Streptophyta, Magnoliopsida, Asterales, Asteraceae. Gene Ontology annotation, molecular function: folic acid transmembrane transporter activity; FAD transmembrane transporter activity. Bases 68 to 991 code for a protein of 307 amino acids. The transcript has 11 exons.